Myripristis murdjan (pinecone soldierfish) is the source of this 3749-nucleotide messenger RNA. It is a transcript of the gene galnt17, whose product is annotated as polypeptide N-acetylgalactosaminyltransferase 17. The record is from RefSeq and is a predicted model, not a curated record. Gene Ontology annotation, molecular function: polypeptide N-acetylgalactosaminyltransferase activity. Bases 544 to 2346 code for a protein of 600 amino acids. The transcript is spliced from 12 exons. NCBI's taxonomy places the organism in Eukaryota, Metazoa, Chordata, Actinopteri, Holocentriformes, Holocentridae. Gene Ontology annotation, biological process: protein O-linked glycosylation. Gene Ontology annotation, cellular component: Golgi apparatus.
UCUGUGAACCAUUGUACCCGAGCAUAAUCCAUGCAGUGUCUUGGAUCGCAUCUCCCGGUGAUAUUUUCAGGGAUAUAAGGUGAUAUGCGCAUAGGUUAUCAAGGCUCAGGAACGCGGUAAAGGCGUUUUGAAGGUUCCCAGUGUCUGUGAAUCCGGACUAUUUUGCGCGCAGUCUUGUUCAGUCGCGUCAUCGCCGACUUCUGUUAGACGCAAAGAGAAAAAAGAAAGGACUUGAUAGUCUCCUGACUCUUAAAUUAUUCAGGUAUACCGCUUCUUCGCGCUCAACAUAUGCUCGACUCUUUGUCUUACAUCCUCCGUGCAUGAUCUUAAAACAAGAUUCCCUAAGUGGUGGUGACACGGAUGAAAGCCGAUGGCCAAGCUCCCCCAAUUUCCUCAGAAGGGGGAUGCAACCUAAAAUAACCCCGGUGCCAAAUGCUUUUUGCACAUCGCAAGGCGAGGGAGCCCUGAAUUUGUGACACGGCUUCUCUGGAGACAGUGUCCGUCCCUGUCCCCUCUCUCGGAGCCCGGACAUCGACGACUUUAAUGGCUUUUGUGUUCAGGAGAUGGAGGGUCUUACUGGUGCUGAACGUGCUCGCCGUGGCCGGUUUCAUGACUUUCUGGGCCAAGUGCAAUACACGUAGCGUCCCGGCCGUCGGUCAGGAGGCUACGGCUGAUGGGAAGAGGCCCCGGGGCAACGGGACGGCGCAGCAGGGCGCCGGCAUUAGUCAUGAGGUGCUGCUCAAGAGACUCGGCUCUCUGGAGGACGUGGUGUACAGGCAAUUAAAUGGUCUUUCUAAAUCUCUCGGCCUCAUUGAGGGCUUUGGGGGUCGAGGUAAAGGUGGCCUCCCUGCCACCCUGUCACCAGCUGAGGAGAGUGAUGCAAAAUACCUGAGGGAGAAGUAUGGAUAUAAUGCCUACCUCAGUGACAAAAUCUCUCUGGAUCGGACCAUCCCGGACCACCGUCCCAGCAAAUGCAGGAAGGUCAGCUACCCGAGAGACCUCCCCCAGAUCUCCCUCAUCUUCAUCUUCGUCAACGAGGCUCUGUCAGUGAUCCUCCGCUCAGUGCACUCAGCUGUCAAUCACACACCAGCUCACCUGCUCAAAGAGAUCAUCCUGGUGGACGACAACAGCGAUGACGAGCAACUCAAAGGACCACUGGAGGAAUACGUGAACAAGCGCUACCCCGGCCUGGUGAAGAUCGUCAGGAACCAGAAGAGAGAGGGGCUGAUCCGCGCCAGAAUCGAGGGCUGGAAGGUGGCCAGUGCCGAAGUGACAGGCUUUUUUGAUGCCCAUGUGGAGUUCACUCCUUCCUGGGCCGAGCCAGUUCUGGCCAGAAUCAAAGAAGAUCACAAGAGGAUCAUCUUGCCCUCCAUUGACAACAUCAAACAUGACACGUUCGAGUUGGAGCGCUACGAGAACUCAGGCCACGGAUACAACUGGGAGCUGUGGUGCAUGUACAUCAACCCGCCCAAGCAGUGGUGGGACGAGGGCGACACCUCCGCACCCAUCAGGACUCCUGCUAUGAUUGGCUGCUCCUUCGUGGCCAACCGAGAUUAUUUUGGAGAGCUCGGCCUGCUCGACUCCGGCAUGGACGUCUAUGGAGGGGAGAACAUCGAACUAGGCAUCAGGGUGUGGCUGUGUGGAGGCAGUAUGGAGGUGCUGCCUUGCUCCAGAGUGGCUCACAUCGCACGGAUGAAGAAACCCUAUCACAGCAACAUAGCUUUCCACACGCGCCGCAACGCCCUGCGAGUGGCUGAGGUCUGGAUGGAUGAGUACAAGUCCAACGUCUACCUGGCCUGGAACAUCCCCAUGGAGAACCACGGCAUUGAUUAUGGUGAUAUCUCCCAGAGGCUGGCGUUGAGGAAAAGCCUGCAGUGUAAGAGCUUUGAGUGGUACCUCGACAAUGUCUACCCGGAGAUGAGGAGGUACAACAACACUCUCUUCUAUGGCGAGAUUCGAAACUCUAAAGUGAGCCACCUGUGUAUGGAUCAGGGUGUGAAGGAGAACCACACAGCCACCCUGCACCCCUGCCAUGGGUGGGGCCCUCAGUUAGGACGCUAUACCAAAGAGGGCCAGCUGUUCCUGGGCCCUCUGGGCAGCACAGGGGAGGACACCCGCUGCGUGGUGGAUGACCAGGUCAGCAGCUUCCCUCAGCUCCUCAACUGUGACAAGGUGCCAAACGUGAAACAGAAGACGUGGCAUUUCACUCAGAAUGAAUCAAUCAUAAAUCGAGCCACGGGACGCUGCCUGGAAGUGGUGCCCGCCAACGUUUACUUCGGCCACCUGCUGGUCCUGCAGGCCUGCUCGGGGCAGAGGUGGACCAUCAAGAACACCAUGAAGCAGUAGUCACCCUGCCAGUCUGCUGGGACCAACAACACCAAGGGCCAUUUUUUUAAAAGAGCUGUUGCUGACAAACGCAGAGAGGCCGCAUGCCUACUCAGCUUUGCCAAAGGACAUCUGAAGAAGCAGAGGCUGAUGUCAUCGUCCUCUUUACAAAAAGAGACCGAUGGAGGAUAAAGAGAUAGGCUGGACAGAAUAUAACAGUAUGGUGACUGUUUUGGGAGCUGGUCGUUUUUACAGACCGGGCAUUAUGAAAGACAAAAGUGUCGCAUUAAGACUGUUUCUCUCUCCAUCUGAAUACGACAACCCUCUGAUGUGCUGUUGCCAUAAUUCCUUGUAUCUGCCACCUUCUCCACUUUGUUCUUAGGUGUAAGGAUGCUGAUUUUGCCAAAACUCUGUGUCCCGUCAGGCAUUUGGUAGAGUCUAAAAUGGAGUGUGCAUCCUUCUGUGGAAAAAAAAAAAAAAGAUUUUAUCUGCGCCAUGGAAACUUAUCUGCGUCAUUUCAUUAUGUGUCAUGUUACCAAAUGUUUUUUAAGAUGUGCGGAGGAACAACAUAUCCAGAACAGAUCUUUUUUAGUCAUAUGCACGGGUUAAAUGAAAUUGCUUGAUUGGUAGUUAGUUAAUUAUAGGCUACAUCAGUAGUUCUCAACCUUUUCAGCUCAAGACACCCAAAAACAAUAUAUAAUAUUUUCUCUUUUCAGGCUAUUUUAUGUGAUAACGUUUUGGAAGACGCGUAGGCUGCGAGGAAUUAUUUCACAAGAAAAACACAUUCAUAAAAAUCAUUGAUAAAUAAUAAUGUUGGAGACUUACUUUUAAAUCAGAUAAUGUAAACCCCCUACCCUAAUUUUAUCCUCGGGAGCGGUUGAGGGCCACUGGGCUAAGUUAUGUUUUUAUAUGUUGUGAAUUCAUCUGUUCUUUACUGUUGUGGUUUUUUUUUGUUUGUUUGUUUUGUUUUUGUUUUUUUGUUUUUUGUUUUUUUUUUAAUUCAAAGCAUUCUGUAGCCUCCAAUGCAGUACAUCUAGUAGCAUGAUUGUUAGUAUGCACAUGGGGAAAAAAGUUUUAAUUUUCGAGAUCCUUGAUAAUGUAGAGCUAGUUGAUUCAUUCUGUCACCUGCUGAGUGCCAUACUGUUGCAGACAGCCGAACCCAAGAGGCUGCAGCCUGAAGCACUUUCUCUGGACACUGAGAUGAAAUGGCACACUGUGAAGGGGAACAGAAGAUUGAAGUAAGAAUGGAAUAGUGCACAAAUUUAUUGGUCGUGUAAACACUGAACCCCUCCGAGGCCAGUGUUGUCAGUGUACUGAGAUGUAUCUGAUGUCAUGUAUUCAAUUCAAUUCAAUUCAAUUCAAUUCAGUGUUAUCAGUUGGAUUUUCUCCCAAGACUGUCUUCCAAUAAACAACUGGUUUCCUGA